ACCCCAGCUCUCCAUCCUAACCUCAAUCAACCAUGCAAUCAACAAGACCAUUAGCGCGGAAAAAGAAUCUGCUGUUAGCAUUCGAUGCAUUCGGAACGCUGUAUACACCGAAUGCGCGCAUCCCGGAGGCAUACGCCGCUGCCGCCUCACAUCACGGGAUCACCUGCGGCAGCGUGAGGGAUUCUUUCACUGAAGCAUUCGACAAGGAGGCGGAGCAGAAUCCAAAUUAUGGCAAAGCCACGGGGCUGGGAGCCGAGAGGUGGUGGGCGAACGUGAUCACGGGUACCUUCAAGCCCUUCCUCAAGCCCGACCAAGAAGUCCCUCAAGCGCUCGUCUCCGAGCUGCUAACCCGCUACACCACCUCGGAAGGAUAUAACAUGUAUCCGGACGUCAUCCCCUUCUUCCGCAUGCUGAAAAGCCCGUCCAUGCAACGCACCAUCCACCCACCCUGGAAAUGGGAGAAGACGGUCGUUGGCAUCAUCACUAACUCGGACGAUCGCGUAUCUUCCAUAUUGGAGUCGUUUGGCUUGAAAGUCGGACCGCGCCGGGUGGACAGCUCUGCUGAACGCAGCGCAGACGCUACGGUUCAAGACGAUGUUAGUUUCGUGGUGCUGAGCUACGACGUCGGGUACGAGAAGCCCGAUCGCCGGAUCUUCGAAGCCGCGACGCAGAUGCUCAAGGAGACGUUAGCCGAGGAUGGCCAGGGUGCAGAAGAGCAAUCCAUUGACGACUUCGAGAAGCUUUAUGUUGGGGACUCGCUAGAAAAAGACUAUUUUGGCGCCGAGGCAGCGGGAUGGCAUGCAGUGUUCCUGGAUAGGAAGAAGCUGAGGAAGAAAGAUAUGGGAAGGUUGCCGUUUCAGCCACUGACAAAGCUCGGCGUUACCACGAAGGAGGAGGGGAAGGACGUAGUGAAGCAAGUUAGCAUGUGUGCGGAUCUGGGCGCGUUGAGUAGGUGGACGCCACCGACGAAGAAAUAGGAGCGAAGAGAUUAGAAGGAAUCUGCACAUAUGCCCCUUUGACUGUAACUGUAUGUAUCCAUACGGGGGGAUCGCUAAUAUAUGUCUCACGAAGCAUUAAUACUACACGCGCGAGAAUUAUUCAGCACAUAGAUAGAGAAAUGUAUCUGACAUGCUAUAGGUACUGC
This is a messenger RNA of Trematosphaeria pertusa, 1144 nucleotides long. RefSeq names its product HAD-like protein. NCBI's taxonomy places the organism in Eukaryota, Fungi, Ascomycota, Dothideomycetes, Pleosporales, Trematosphaeriaceae. The record is from RefSeq and is a predicted model, not a curated record. The coding region runs from base 33 to 977 and encodes 314 amino acids. The transcript has 2 exons.